Molecule: messenger RNA, 1035 nt
Organism: Candidula unifasciata
Lineage: Eukaryota; Metazoa; Mollusca; Gastropoda; Stylommatophora; Geomitridae
Source: the annotation of a GenBank genome assembly
AUGUCGUGGUUGAAUUUUGAGGAAAAUGGCAUCACCGAGAAGUGCCUGAAAACACCUGCAUCGUCCUCGUCAUCAUCAUCAUCAUCAUACAUCCUGGAUCAUGUCCAAAGAGACUCAUAUCAUCUGUUGGACAUUGAGAUAGAUGAACAUGCAGUUAAGGCAUGUAAGACCGGGCUGUGUUAUCAGGACACCACAGAGCUGGCACUGCUGAAGUACCAUGAGCUUCCAGAUUUCAUGAAAGGCAACCCUUAUGUUGUUCAGGGUUACAGAACCAUGCUUCCCUUCUCCAUGUGUCUCAGAAGCCUGCUGUUGUGGACGAAUGAGACAGUAAAUAUCUGGUCACAUUUCCUGGGUUUCUACAUCUUCUUGUUGAUAGCAUUGUAUGAUAACUUGGUUGUUCUGCCUCAAAUUGAGGGAUCAUUUUCAGACCACAUCAUACUCACACUAGGACUGGCAUGUUAUAUGUUUUGUAUGCUGUGCUCAGCUGGUUUUCAUACCUUUUGCUGCCAUUCUGAGAAAGCAAGUCGGCGAUGGUUGGCUGUAGAUAUGACCGGUGUGUCUAUGGGAAUCAUCGGGUGUUAUCUGCCUUCUGUGCAUUAUGCCUUUUAUUGUCAGUCUAUGUGGAGAAAUAUAUACCUUCUCAUCAUCACAGUUUUAUCAGUAUGUGCCCUGGUCUUUCAACUCCACCCUCGAUUCUUCACCCAUGGCUGGUUUUACAUCCGUGUGGCUAUUUACGUAGCUUUAAGUGCUUACGGGGUUGUUCCCACAAUUCACUGGGUUUACCUCAGUGGUGGAAUCUCCACAACAAUUGUACAGAUGUUUUUACCCAAGGUAAUAAUGAUGUACCUGUUGGGAGCUUUGGCUUUUUCCUUUUAUAUAUCAAAACUGCCGGAGAGAGCAUGUCCAGGAAAGUUUGACUACAUUGGUUCAAGCCAUCAACUGUGGCACUUUCUCAUUGUGCUAGCUUUCUGUUACUGGCAUCAGGCUGGAGAAGAAAUCCUUCGUCACAGAAUAUCAAACAAAUGUAUAGAGUAG